Messenger RNA from Chenopodium quinoa (quinoa), 1877 nucleotides. Its product is annotated as probable glycosyltransferase At5g03795. The transcript is spliced from 2 exons. The record is from RefSeq and is a predicted model, not a curated record. NCBI's taxonomy places the organism in Eukaryota, Viridiplantae, Streptophyta, Magnoliopsida, Caryophyllales, Amaranthaceae. Gene Ontology annotation, molecular function: glycosyltransferase activity. The coding region runs from base 519 to 1523 and encodes 334 amino acids.
UUGAAGAUAUCUUUGUUGAUAUAUGUGUUUAUGUUUUUUUGCCAAGUGCUUAGAAUCUUUUAUUUAUAUUUCCUCCUUUUGAGAGCAUGUUGAUGAGGGCAUACGAAGUUGACGCGUAUGCUUCAGGAUGAAUUUGAUCUUGGUAGAAUUAAAAAACUUCGGAGAACACAUUUUCUCUGUUUGAUUAUUGAGGCCUUCUUGUAGACUUGGCGACAUUUGAGUUUGACUGUUGAUUUUCUCAAUUUGUUUACUUAAUUCUAUUAAAAGAAUUUUAAUGCUUUUUUUUUUCUUUUUUUUUGGAGAAAUCUAAUGCUAUUAUUACUAAACUAUUUUUCUUACUCUAUAUGCUUAAUUUUGUAGCUAUCCCUUUUAAUAAUUAUUUAAAAUUUCAAUCAUAAGUAUGAAAUUACGUAACUAGCAAUUUGUAUAAUACUAUAAUCUAUUUGCCUGUACACAAAUGUGCCAUAUCCUAUAGCAUCAUUUACCGAAAGGACUGUGUACGUAGGAGCUAUGACUUGAUGGAACAAGUAUUUAAAAUUUAUGUAUACAAAGAAGGGCAGAAGCCCAUAUUUCACCAACCAGGGCUGACGGGAAUAUAUGCAGGAGAAGGGUGGUUUAUGGAACUGAUAGAGAAAAGUACUCGCUUCACUGUAGAGGACCCUAAGAAAGCUCAUCUAUAUUAUUUACCCUUCGGUUCCACAACUUUACGCUGGACCUUAAAUUCUGAGAAAUCUCAUAAUCCAAAGAAGUUGGAGGAUUAUCUUAAAGAUUAUGUGGAUUUGAUCAAGAAUAAAUACAGCUAUUGGAAUGCUAACGGGGGAGCAGAUCACUUUUUUGUUGCUUGUCAUGAUUGGGCUUUACGUAUAACGAGGAAGCAUAUGAGCAGCUGCAUAAGAGCUUUGUGCAAUGCCAAUGCAGCUAGAGGAUUUAGUAUAGGCAAGGAUGUUAGUGUACCGGUAACAUUUAUUCACAAUGAAGAUGACCCUUUAAGAGAUAUGGGAGGAAAACCACCUUCAGACAGAGAUAUAUUAGCCUUCUUUGCUGGAAAAAUGCAUGGAUAUCUCCGACCAUUGUUGCUCAAGUAUUGGGAGAAUAAGGUAUCAGACAUGAAAAUAUUUGGUCCAAUGCCCCUUGAUAUUGAAGGAGAAACAAUGUACAAAGAGUACAUGAAGAGCAGCAAGUAUUGCAUUUGUGCCAGGGGAUACCAAGUUCACUCCCCUAGGGUGGUGGAGUCCAUUUUGUACGGGUGUAUUCCGGUGAUAAUUGCUGACAAUUAUGUGCCCCCUUUCUUCGAUGUGCUAGAUUGGGAAACAUUUGCUGUUUUCGUGCAGGAAAAAGACAUCCGAAACCUGAGGAGCAUUCUAUUAUCUAUCUCAGAAGACAGGUAUCUUGAUAUGCACCACAAUUUGAAAAUGGUGCAAAGGCACUUCAUAUGGCACAAAACUCCACAGAAGUAUGACUUGUUUCACAUGAUCCUUCACUCACUUUGGUCUAGCCGGGUUUCUCGGUUAAGGCCAUUGUAGGAAGUCUUGGUGGCACCCAUACUUUCGUUUCUCAUCUAGCAACUCUACAAACAACAGGAGCCGGAGAUAAAAAUCUAGACCCCUUCAUCAACUGUAAGUUUGUCAUUUUAAAUUUGCCGUAAUUUGCAAUUUAUUGUGAAUUUGUACAGUGUAGCAUGUCUUCGAAUUUGAAGUAGAAUUUGAUAUUGUCAAAUUGAGUAAUAAUGCUUAAAAAUCGAGGUAGUUAGGUGAAAGUUAAGUAGUUAUGCUCUUUAUUCUUUAAUUUUGGACAUAUGAUUUAGUUAGAUUCUCUAGAUUAGAAUGUUUAUUCUGUUGAUUUGAACUUAUGAUUUAUUCACAGCAAAUUAAACAAUU